This is a messenger RNA of Platichthys flesus (European flounder), 1722 nucleotides long. RefSeq names its product leukocyte elastase inhibitor-like. The record is from RefSeq and is a predicted model, not a curated record. Gene Ontology annotation, biological process: negative regulation of endopeptidase activity. The coding region runs from base 101 to 1345 and encodes 414 amino acids. Gene Ontology annotation, molecular function: serine-type endopeptidase inhibitor activity. The transcript has 10 exons. NCBI's taxonomy places the organism in Eukaryota, Metazoa, Chordata, Actinopteri, Pleuronectiformes, Pleuronectidae.
CCGCACCUGUAAGUAAUGUAGUUUCCUCCUCACAAAGAAAUCAGUUUGUUCCUGAGAGACUGAACACCUGCUGCACUAAAGGAACGUGUCUGUCUGCACAAUGGCAUCAUCAGACGCUCUGUCCAAGGCCAACACCAGCUUCUGUCUGGAUCUGUUCAAGAAGCUGAGUGACAAGGACAAGGCAGCAAAUGUCUUUUACUCUCCAUUUAGCAUCUCCUCAGCCCUGGCUAUGCUGAUGCUGGGGGCCAGAGGCAACACACACACACAGAUGUCAGAGGUCCUCAGCUUCUGUGAGGCAGUGAAGCCGCAGCCGGGAGGAGCCAAACAGAGACAGAUGCAGGAGCAGGUGCAGAUGCAGAUCCAGAAGAGUCUAAAGACCCAGAACUGUCUGGAUGACGUCCACGGUGACUUCAGUAAACUGCUGAAGACACUCAACCAGGCAGGCGCACCGUACUCCCUCAGUGUUGCCAACAGACUGUACGGGGAGCAGUCCUACCAGUUUGUAGAGGAUUUCAUAGGAGAAACCAGGAAGCACUACAAUGCAGAGUUGGAGUCUGUGGACUUCAAAACCGGUUCUGAAGCAGCAAGGCUCAAAAUCAACGGCUGGGUGGAGGAGCAGACACAAGAUAAAAUUAAGGAUUUGCUGCCUGGGGGCGCAGUGCACGAUAUGACCCGUAUGGUGCUGGUCAAUGCCAUCUACUUCAAAGGGGACUGGAACAAGCAGUUUGAAGAGAGUGCCACGAGAGAUGCUCAGUUCAGACUCAACAAGAAUGAGUCAAAGCAAGUGAAGAUGAUGUAUCAGAAUACUACUUUACCCUUGGGCCUCAUCGCUGAACCCAACUGCCAGGUCUUGGAGAUCCCUUACAAAGAGAAGGAGCUAAGCAUGCUCAUCUUUCUCCCCAUGGAUAUAGACGACAGUUCAACUGGUCUGGAGAAGCUGGAGAAGGAGCUGACCUACGAGAACUUUGUGGAGUGGACUCAUUCAGACAGGUUGUCUCACUCUAAAGUUGAGGUGGGCCUGCCUCGGUUCAAGAUGGAGGAGAGUUAUGACAUGAAUGAUGUCCUGAUCAGCAUGGGCAUGGUGGAUGCCUUUGAUUCGGGCAUGUGUGACUUCUCAGGCAUGUCCCCUUCCAAUGACCUGGUGCUGUCAAACGUUAUCCACAAGGCUUUUGUUGAGGUCAAUGAGGAGGGAACCGAGGCUGCUGCGGCCACUGCUAUAAUGGUGGGGAUCACUUCUGUAAUCCAUAGAGAAAGAUUCAUAGCAGACCAACCCUUCCUCUUCUUUAUCCGACAUAACCACACCAAGAGCGUUCUGUUUGCCGGCCGCUACUGCUCCCCUCAGUGAGCACUACAUUGUUAAGAACAGUUUUUCUCAACCAGAGGGGCGUUACAGUACAUUUACGAUUGCAAUAUUAUAUCAUUGAAUUCAGGGUUUUAAAAAACAUGUUGCAAGGACUUCAAUUAUACCUUGAGUUCCCAUUCUUUAUUUCCAGCACCAGUAUGGUGAGUAUAAACAACAAUUUAGUGUUUUUUUAACUGUGGUGAAAUCAUAUUAGCAGAUGUAUGUGUCCUUGGAUGACUAUGCAAAGUGCAGGUAUAUGUUAUUGCAGUACUACUCAUAUAACAAAUAUAGACAAAAGUUAACAUGAAGUUUUGAACUGGGAUCGGGUAAAUUUUGUAUUUUUGCAUUUUUACACAUGGAAUAAAAGUGUGAUUCUCAAA